Molecule: messenger RNA, 1740 nt
Organism: Penicillium argentinense
Lineage: Eukaryota; Fungi; Ascomycota; Eurotiomycetes; Eurotiales; Aspergillaceae
Product: putative 3-methylcrotonyl-CoA carboxylase, beta subunit (MccB)
Exons: 2
Coding region: 1-1740 (579 amino acids)
Biological process (GO): L-leucine catabolic process
Cellular component (GO): mitochondrion; methylcrotonoyl-CoA carboxylase complex
Molecular function (GO): methylcrotonoyl-CoA carboxylase activity
Source: RefSeq, a predicted model, not a curated record
AUGCGCGCCCCAUCCCCGCUCGUGCUUCGGAGCUUGGGCUCGCGAGUUGCACCGCGCAGCUGCCGCCCAGGACAUUUCACCGUACCAACUGGCAGAACUCUCCCUUACACAAAGUCGAGGACAGUAGCCAGCUAUACGCACCCGCACCAUGCCUCCGCCCUCUCCGUACUGCCCACCGCGGUCGAUACCUCUUCGCCUGAGUACCGAGAGAACAGCCAGCAGAUGCAAGAGCUCCUAGAUCGGAUGAGCACCCUCCACACGAAGAUCUCCCAAGGUGGGUCGGAAAAGGCUCGCGAAAAGCACAUCUCCCGAGGCAAGAUGCUUCCUCGAGAUCGAGUGUCGGCACUCAUUGACCCAGGGACUUCCUUCAUGGAACUGUCCCCGCUCGCCGGACACGAGGUGUACGAAGGAGAAGACGUACCAGCUGGUGGAAUCAUCACUGGCAUCGGCACAGUCGAAGGAGUAAACUGUAUGAUCGUCGCCAACGACAGCACCGUCAAGGGCGGCACCUACUACCCCAUCACGGUGAAGAAGCACCUACGCGCGCAAGCAAUCGCACAGGAGAACAGACUCCCUUGCAUCUACCUCGUUGAUUCUGGCGGUGCCAACCUUCCCCAUCAGGCAGAUGUCUUUCCAGACCGCGAUCACUUCGGCCGUAUCUUCUUCAACCAAGCCCGCAUGAGUUCCCUCGGCAUCCCCCAACUCUCGGUCGUCAUGGGCCCCUGCACCGCCGGCGGCGCCUACGUCCCCGCCAUGAGUGACGAAACCAUCAUCGUCGAGAACCAGGGUACCAUCUUCCUUGCCGGACCACCGCUCGUGAAAGCCGCUACCGGCGAAGAAGUCUCAGCCGAAGACCUAGGCGGCGGCCAGCUACACUCCAGCAUCUCCGGUGUAACGGAUUAUCUCGCUGUCGACGACGCACACGCACUCGUCCUUGCCCGGCGCUCCGUCGCGAACCUAAACUACCCUCUCACCAAAUUGCCCCAACAACUGGAAGAGCUCACGGUGAAAGAACCGCUUUACGACCCCGCCGAAUUAAACGGUAUCGUGGGGACAAAUCUGCGCCGCCAGAUCCCGGCGCACGAGAUCAUUGCUCGAAUCGUCGAUGGAAGUGAAUUUGCCGAGUUCAAGCGGGAUUAUGGCACCACGCUGGUAACAGGCUUCGCGCGGAUCCACGGCCACCGAGUCGGAAUCGUCGCGAAUAAUGGUAUCUUGUUCUCGGAGUCUUCGCUCAAGGGCGCGCAUUUCAUUGAGCUCUGUGCACAACGUCGGAUCCCGCUAGUCUUUUUGCAGAAUAUUUCAGGGUUCAUGGUUGGGGCUGAUGCGGAGAAGGGUGGUAUUGCAAAGAAUGGAGCCAAGCUUGUUACGGCUGUUGCUUGUGCUGAUGUCCCCAAGUUUACGGUUGUGUUUGGGUCCAGUGCUGGUGCUGGUAACUACGGCAUGUGUGGCCGCGCCUACUCCCCCCGCCUGAUGUUCAUGUGGCCGAACGCCAAAAUCGGCGUCAUGGGUUCGGAGCAGCUAUCCGCCGUGAUGGAGGCCGUCGGACGAUCCGCUGACCCAGCAUUGAAAGCUCGAAUUGACCACGAGUCUGAAGCAAUCUUCUCUUCUGCUCGACUCUGGGAUGACGGUGUGAUCCCGCCGGCGCAGACGAGAAAGAUGCUUGGACUUGGCCUGGCGGCUGCUGUUAGCGGGAAGACCGAGCCGGAUGUUCAGACCAGGUUUGGCGUGUUCCGGAUGUAG